Messenger RNA from Neospora caninum, 1467 nucleotides. RefSeq lists its product as uncharacterized. The transcript is spliced from 5 exons. Bases 1 to 1467 code for a protein of 488 amino acids. NCBI's taxonomy places the organism in Eukaryota, Apicomplexa, Conoidasida, Eucoccidiorida, Sarcocystidae. The record is from RefSeq and is a predicted model, not a curated record.
AUGAGGCGUUCGACUGGAGAGACUCGUCUGUCACGCAACUUUUUUCUCGCUCUUUUCUCGCUGAAAAUUUCGGUUGUCGCUGUCUUGUUCGUGUCUUCACUCGUCUUCGUUGCCGGUCUCACAUGGGAAGAUGACAACGAACUCGCCGGCGACGUCGCCAGCGACUCGGACAACAGUUCGGAGUCCGAAUUGGGAGACGUCAAGUUGGCGGGCGCAGGCCAGCAGCAGUUGUUGAAUCAGCUGAAAAAUGAGCUCGGCAGUGACUACGCAGACGCCGAUGUGAGUAUGCUCCAGACUGACCAUGGAAUUCACGGCGAGGAAGCGGGUGUUUUGCGAAAGGCGGUUCCGGGAAUGGAAGACGCGGACGAAGAAGGCAGUGAGAACGCGUCAGAGGAGGAAGACGAUUCCGACGCGACGAACGAAGAUCAGGAAGAUGAGAUGUCGUUCAUUGAGAACGGCAGCGCCGAUGACAAAGACAACUCGGAAGAGGCUGACAGUGAACAGGAAGGUGACGAGGAUGAGGCUUCCUUCAUGGAACAAGAGGAAGACGACGACGUGAAUGAUUCGGAAGACGCGGGCUCUUUCCACGAAGACGAUGACUCCGAAGAAGAAAGAUACGUCGAUCCGUACGCCUCGGAUGCACUUUCUUACCUUCAGCAGGGUGAUGGCUCUAGCGCCCAAGGCAGGCUGGCCGAGGAGGAGGACGCCCCGGCGUCUUUUGUCCAGAUCGACGGCGGAGAGAGACAGAUUAGGGCUCACGUGCACCUUGGCAACCACGUCGCCCGUGACAGGCUCGCGCAUGCGUUCAACCAGGACCACGUCAGACUUUUGGACCAGACCCCCGUCGAAGAGGAACUCCUCAGCGAGGCUGCUCCGGGCGGAGGCGACAAUGCCGUCGUCUCCCCCAACGAAGAUGGGCCUGCGGAGGUGGAAAGCAACAUGUCGGAGGGCGAAGAAGGAUCUGCUUCGGCGCCAGUGGAACAAGCUAGCGCCCAAGAAGCGGAAUCUUCGGCCGCCGAAGAGGCGCGUUCGCUCGAUGCAGAACCGCGAAUGAUGGCAGCUGAGCCGGUGAAACAGCCACAAGGCGCGUUGCCUGCUGAAGGGAUGGAGCCUGUCGGAAGUCAAGCAGCCGAAGCUCGCGAUGUGGUGGAACCCGUUGCAAAGGCCUUGGAACCAGAAGCCCUCGAAGCACCCCCCGCCGUGGUCCCGCCUGCGGAGACUGAAGAGGGGACAGCCGCCCAACUUGUGGAGGAAAUGAGCAAGCAGGAUCAAGCUAUGCAAGAGGCUCAGCCUCAAGAAGUUCUCAAACGGCAUACCUGGCAAGACAUGGAGAGAACACAGGACCUCCGGAAAAACGACGUCGCAGUGACAGUAUCCGGCAGCCAAGCCGUAACCGCUGCGUCGGCCGUCGCUCUUGCUGGCCUGUUGGUGGGGGGACAGCUUCUGUUCAGCGUGGGAAUGUGCUGA